Aedes albopictus (Asian tiger mosquito) is the source of this 1059-nucleotide messenger RNA. RefSeq lists its product as uncharacterized. NCBI's taxonomy places the organism in Eukaryota, Metazoa, Arthropoda, Insecta, Diptera, Culicidae. The transcript is spliced from 2 exons. The record is from RefSeq and is a predicted model, not a curated record. The coding region runs from base 1 to 1059 and encodes 352 amino acids.
AUGUUGGGAAAGCUUGUAGGAAAAACACCAUAUCACGUGCGCAACAGCUUCGAUUUCGCGGGAGAAAUAUCGCAUGUGGUUGUUCCAGAGGGCCAUAUCAUGUACUCACUAGAUGUGGUGUCCCUCUAUACAAAUGUUCCAGUGGAGAAGGUGUACGAUCUGGUGGAAGGAAAAUGGGGAGAACUUCAAGAACACACCACCAUACCAUGGGAAAUUUUCAAGCAGGCGAUGAAAACUGUUCUCGAAGCAUCUUUUUUCCAAUACGACGGAAAAUUCUAUGCCCAAACAACGGGGGUCCCCAUGGGCUCCCCGCUUUCACCAGUGAUAGCAAAUCUAAUCAUGGAGAAGGUGGAGCAGGAGGCCAUGACCAAACUAGAGCAGAAACACAUCCCACUGACAGUGUACAGAAGGUACGUCGAUGAUUGCUUCCUAAUGGGGAGAAAGGAGGAUGUGGAGAAGGUGGUGGAGCAUUUCAACGCCAUCGAUGAGAAACUGAGGUUCACCGUAGAAGAGGAGACGAAUGGUUCACUUCGCUUUCUGGAUCUCACACUCACGAGAAACGAAGAGCGAAUCCAGAAGGUCUGGUUCCCCAAGCAGAAGGAUGGGCGCUACCUCGACUACAACUCGGAAAGCCCGCAUACCCACAAGGUAAACACGAUGAUCGCUUUGGUCGAUCGAGCACUCAAACUCACGGACGUCGAACGAAGACAGGAGAGCAUUGGAACGGUAAAGAGCAUUCUCCGCAACAACAACUACCCGGAGAAUCUCAUUCAACGAACGGUGAGAGAUCGGGUACACCGGUUGUACAACACAUUAGAGAGGGAGUGCAAUGAGGAACCAAAAAAAUAUGUGUCCAUUCCAUACGUACCGGGUCUCAGCGAGAAGGUGAGCAAGACGUUGAAAAAACAUGACAUCACCGCUUCCUUCAAACCAUGCGACAAGGCGAAAUGCAUCAAUCCACUGAACCGAAACUCGCUAGUCAUCGUGCUUCGGGACUUUUCGGAACGAGUGAUGGCGAUCAUCGGCGGCGAUUAUAAAAACGAACCCGAAACGUCAUGA